Molecule: messenger RNA, 1577 nt
Organism: Saprolegnia parasitica CBS 223.65
Lineage: Eukaryota; Oomycota; Saprolegniomycetes; Saprolegniales; Saprolegniaceae
Exons: 7
Coding region: 21-1562 (513 amino acids)
Source: RefSeq, a predicted model, not a curated record
GGCGAGGCGUUGGGGCAGCUAUGGAGCGCGGGUCCUACUUCCAAGAGUACAUGCGGUCCAAGGCGCUAGCCAACCCAAGUGCUGGCAAACAGGCCGUCGCCGAGACCAAGAAGCUGUUCACAGAUCGCGGCGCGUACAUUUCGUUCCUUGAAGUCCAGCUUGAGCGCGUCUCGGCGGCGUGCUUGCACACGCAAGGACUCGAGACACAACUGCACACGAUGCGCAUUGCUCUAGAGGCCGCCGAAGCGAAGAUUGGCACGGUGACCAAGCUUCUCAAACUGCACCAACAACACUCGGGCGAGAUGGUCCAGAGCGCAUCGCAGGACAUCAGCACGCUUCAGGACGCGAUCGAAGGGCUGCGGGAGGCGGCAACGAUCCAUAGUACGCAGCUGCGCCGUCUCGAUGCACGCCAGAACGAGCUUGAUGAAGUCCUGCAGUCUGUCGAUGCCCGCGGUCGCUCGGACUGCGACAGUCUCCGCAUGCACCUCGACACGUCCCGCGAGACAAUGGAGCUGCAAGUGCACCGGUACCAUACGCUAAUGGACGCCCAGCACAACCGAUGGUCAUCGCUCCAAGCAUCCCAACAAGAACUCGCUCGAGAGCUGAGCCUUCUUGAAACGCGGCUUGUCGAGCACACCGACAAGCACGUGGCAAUGGUGCGUGACGAGGCGACGGACCAGGGCGCGGCCAUGGAAGCGCGCUUCGUCGAAAUCGAUGAGAAGCUCAAGCGCAGCCGGCAGUCAAUCGAGCAGUAUUGUGCCGUCGAGCUCGCCCGGCACGCUUGCGCCGUCGAGACGCGCUUCGAGAGUGUCGAGCAAAAGGAGAUGGUGCUCAAUGAGCAAUUGGGUCGGCAUCAAAAUCGAGUGCAGCAGCUUUUGCAGCGGCACCAAGAAGACGCGCGGCUCCUGAACACGACGCUCCUCUCACUACAGAACGACAUUGAACGCGUCGAAGCUCGGCAUGACGCAAUGCCUGGAAAGGCACCAGCAGCAACAACGUCAAACGACGCUCGACUACUGACGCUUGAAAAAGACUACGCCAUUUGCAGAGAAGGUCUCGCCUACCUGCGCACCGUCAUGGAACAUUUCGAAGCCACGCAGCUCCAGCUCGUCGACGGCUGGAAUUCCAAGAUGGCGUCGCUAACGUCUCAAGUCGAAUGUCAUGCGCGCAGCGACUCGGUGCCAAUUAACGCAUCGGAAGUGGGCGAGCGACUAGCCGCGCUCGAGGCGAUAUGGGACCCCGCAGUGCUUCAAAGUUUUGUCAAGGGCAUCGGGCGCGUCCAAAAAGUCGAGCGCAAGAUGCAGCGACUUGUGGAGAACGUCCAGACACUGUACACGCUCGUGGAAAUGACGCUACCGAAGCGUGCCACCUUUGCGUCUGGAAUCCAAGACAAGCACGCGCAGCGUGAGUCGUCCAACGAGGUUCAAGAAAGCUCACCGCCAAAGAAGAAACCCAGCUCCUCGAAAAAAAGUGCACUCUUAGAGCCCGUGUCGUUGUCGUCGCCCACCCGCAUCGCAGAAAAGCCCAGAAAAGCCAGAGUAGCAUCGGUACUACGACACUAGUAGUCCACCUAAUAG